This is a messenger RNA of Eptesicus fuscus (big brown bat), 1008 nucleotides long. RefSeq names its product olfactory receptor 13J1. The coding region runs from base 1 to 1008 and encodes 335 amino acids. The record is from RefSeq and is a predicted model, not a curated record. NCBI's taxonomy places the organism in Eukaryota, Metazoa, Chordata, Mammalia, Chiroptera, Vespertilionidae. Gene Ontology annotation, biological process: G protein-coupled receptor signaling pathway. Gene Ontology annotation, molecular function: G protein-coupled receptor activity; olfactory receptor activity. Gene Ontology annotation, cellular component: membrane. The transcript has a single exon.
AUGCCUCAUCCCAAAAGAGGCUCCGUGGGCUCCCCACCAUCCCACACCCUCUUUCCCUCCACUGCAGCUGUGGAGCUGGCCAACGGGACAGAGGCCUCUGAGUUUGUUCUGAAAGGGUUCUCUGGCUACCCAUCCCUGGAGCGCCUGCUCUUCCCUCUGUGCCUGGCCAUGUACCUGGUGACUCUGCUGGGGAACACGGCCAUCGUAGCGGUGAGUGUGCUGGAUGUCCACCUGCACACACCCAUGUACUUUUUCCUGGGCAACCUCUCCAUCCUGGACAUCUGCUACACGUCCACCUUCGUGCCCCUGAUGCUGGUCCACCUCCUGUCGGCCUGGAAGACCAUCUCCUUUGUUGGCUGCGCAGUCCAGAUGUGUCUGAGCCUAUCCACAGGCUCCACAGAGUGCCUGCUGCUCGCCAUCAUGGCCUACGAUCGCUACCUGGCCAUUUGCCGGCCACUCAGGUACCCGGUGCUCAUGAGCCAGCGGCUCUGCUUGUUGCUGGCAGGAGCCGCCUGGGUCCUCUGUCUCUUCAAGUCCGUGACUGAGACGGUCAUCGCCAUGAGGCUGCCCUUCUGUGGCCACCGCUUGGUCAGUCACUUCACCUGUGAGAUCCUGGCAGUGCUGAAGCUGGCAUGCGGUGACACGUCAAUCAGCGAGGCCCUCCUGCUGGUGGGCGCCAUUCUGCUGCUGCCCGUGCCCCUGGCAUUCAUCUGCCUGUCCUACACGCUUAUCCUGGCCACCAUCCUGAGGGUGCCCUCAGCUGCCGGGCGCCGCAAAGCCUUCUCCACCUGCUCGGCGCACCUGGCUGUGGUGCUGCUUUUCUAUGGCACUGUCAUCUUCAUGUACAUGAAGCCCAAGAGCAAGGAGGCCGGCGUCUCUGAUGAGGUCUUCACAGUCCUCUACGCCGUGGUCACGCCCAUGCUGAACCCUGUCAUCUACAGCCUGAGGAACAAGGAGGUGAAGGAGGCCGCCAGGAAGGUGUGGGGCAGGAGAUGGUCCUCCAAGUGA